Camellia sinensis is the source of this 1460-nucleotide messenger RNA. The record is from RefSeq and is a predicted model, not a curated record. NCBI's taxonomy places the organism in Eukaryota, Viridiplantae, Streptophyta, Magnoliopsida, Ericales, Theaceae.
GGGGGAGUGCCCCUCCACUCCUUUCCCCUCAUUCCUUUUUCCCUUUUCUUUUUCUUCUUUUUUGAAGCAUCUACAAUGGUCUGGUCUACAAAACUGGAGAGAGAACCCAGUCAACCACAACCGUUUCUAGGGACCCUCCGGUCCCCAAUCACUGGCACUUUCAGGAUAUGAUGAAGUAAAUGAUGGCCUAAUGGCAUUGAGUUCUUCUCUAGCAGAGAUAGACGCUUUGGUUCUCAACACUGCUGACCCUUUAACCAAAUCGAAGCUCUCUCACAUGGCUUAUUCUCUCUAGCCUCUCUCUCUAGUUCUGAUCUCUAAAUUCACUCUCAAUUUGUGUGUGCUCGAUCUUUCCCUCAUCUAAAGAAGAAGAAGAUGGAUAAAGAAGCUUUUCUUGGGGAAGAAAGCAGUGGUGGUGGGAGUAGAGAUCGGUCAUCACACUUCCCUCGAAGAUCAGACGCCAUCGCUUAUGGCUCACCUUACCAGAAGGCCGCUACUCUUGUUGAUUUGGCUGAAGAUGGUGUUGGUCUUCCUGAGCAAAUUCUUGAUCAGUCAAGCUAUGAAACUGCAGCAAAGUUUUACUUCAUAUUUGUUCAAUUUGAUUUACUUUGGUCCCUUAAUUUCUUUGCUUUGGUUGUUCUAAAUUUCCUUGAGAAGCCGUUGUGGUGUGCUGAGUAUUCUGCAUAUUCUUGCAGUAAUAGAGAGUACUAUUUUCUUGGAUAGUUGCCAUACUUAACUGGUGCAGAGUCUCUUGUUUAUGAGGGUGUAACUCUUAUCAUUCUCAUGAUACAUACCUACUUUCCCAUUUCUUAUGAAGGAUUUCAUAUCUACUGGAAAAAGUCAUCUUAAUCAAUUAAAGGGAAUUACGGGAGAGCAUCCUCAUCUUGGCUGGAAUGCUUAGCACAUACUUCAAUGUCGUGGCUCUUGGGUUUUUAUUUCUUCUGUUCUCCAGUUGGGUAGCGUAUGUCCUGUUUGAAGAUACCGAACAUGGGAAGACAGUUUUUACUUCUUUCGACAUAGCAUUAUAUCAAAUGUUUGUUUUGUUCACCACAUCUAACAAUCCCGAUGCCUGGAUUCCUGCAUACAAGGCUUCACGUUGCUUCAAAAGUCAGCUUGCAAAACAAGUAUCUGAAAAGGACUGUACGAGGAAAAUAAUUUUAGGGAAAGUCUUUAAUCUCAUUCAUAAAAAUAAUUGUGGAUAUUAACAAAAGGCAAUGUAUCCAUCUGUUUGAAGAGCUCAAUAAAUAUAGUUCUUGAGACCAAAGUGAAGAGCUUGGUGAGAGCAACAUUUUGAUCGGUGGAGAUCAAAAUCCGACAAAAUCGAAAAUUUGGAUUAGCUUUUCUUCGUACUUGAGGUAAGGAUUUUUCCUAUACUUCUUUAUGCACUUUUACUUGAUUAUAGGGAGUUUAGAGUUGUAUAUAAUUUAAUUAGAAUUUUUGAAAAAAAAUUGUGAUUUAUUUGC